AAUUGAAGGAAAGGUUAGCAAUAUUACAGGCGUCUAAGUUUAAAGAGGAAGAUCUUAUUCAGUUAUAUGUCCUUUUGGAAAAGGCAUUCGAUAAUCUCAGGGGCACUCUGGACCUUCAUAUGUUUACUAUUUCUAAUAAAGAAAUAGAUAUUAGCUGGUCAAAAAAGGAGUUUAUUAAUUUCAUUGAAAUACACAAAUGUUCGAUUGAUAAUCCGUCUCGUUCUACAGGUGUUAAAAGAUCAUAUCUUGAUAUGUUGGGAGAUUUACCACCACCGUCGACGCUUGGAAAUCCCAAGGUUUGGGUCGAGCGACAAAAAGAUUCUCCUUGUUGUUACAAUCACCGUCCACCAAAAGCUUCUAGAGUUAUACCUGUUAGCUUGUAUAAUUCUAUUUUUGGCCAAUUUAAGGAUUUCUGUGAGGAAGAUCCAGAAAAAGAAGACAAUGAAUUCACAUAUAAUUUUUGUUGUACAAUGGCCGAAAUUUAUAAUGACGAGGAAGAUCGUCAGGAUGAGGCAAAUAAAAUGUUAAGAGAAUAUCUCGAUCACCCCGUGCAACCAAUCUCGAUUAAACGCCAAAAAAAUAACAGCAAUAUAAGGAGUGCACAUACUGACGGCACUAUAUCCCAUUCUCGUACUUUUAAGUAUCAUGGGGUUAAUUUCGAGUACAAGUGUGAAGAUUGUAGUUCUCAGACCUCUCCUUAUCUAGAAAAUUGGCCUUAUUUUUCAGUUUCUGGUGCAGUGUUUGCAGAUGUUGCUAUUGUUGACCCACUUACUCCGGUCUUUCCCCUCAUUUGGCAGAAACAUGACGAAAUGAUGUUGUCAAUUUCUAGAACAUUUCGUGCUAUUAAGAAAUCUAUCCAAAUUCUUGAUCAUUACUAUGGCCAAGUUGAUGAGCAAGCUCGAAAAAACCCUCGAACAGUCCACCCUAAGCAUCCUUUAUUCCCUGAAGUAACAAUUGAUAGAGAAUGUUAUAGCGUUCAGAUUAUUCGCCAUAUUGAUGGUUAUCUUCUUUGGGAAGCUACUCUUUCUAACGAACAAGGGCCACCUAAAAAAGUCUACAUAAAGGCUAUUCAAAAGUGCAAAUAUUCACUUAAUACACAUCAGCUCUUAGCAGAAGCUGGAUAUGCUCCAAAAGUCCUUGCUAGUUCAAUUAUUCCUGGAAAUUGGCUUUUGGUUUAUAUGGAAUACUUGGACAAUCAUUCGACGUUAGAUUGCGUCGCUUUUAAACUUAAUGAUCAAGAUCGAAAUUCUUUAAGAGUGAAAAUCGAAAAGAUGGUUGAACAUUUACAUAAUUUGGAACAUGUACAUGGAGAUUUGCGUGAAGGAAAUAUUCUAAUUCGUCGAUUUGAGAACAAUGAUUUUGAUGUGAAAUUGAUCGAUUUUGAGUGGUCUGGGGAGGUUGAUGAUCGGGGAGGCCUUAUUAUCGAUUCCGAAGAGGAGAUUUCGAAUGAUCAGGAUAAUAUAUUGGAGGAGCAAGCAAAACCCUUGGUUUCAGCAACACGGGCUGAGGAUGACUUUGACAAAAUUAUCAUGGAAGCUUUCGAGGAAGAAGAGGCUAGGAUAGAGAAAGAAAGACAGAACAAGGCGACAUCAAAUGUAGUAACUCCAGCUAAG
Molecule: messenger RNA, 1613 nt
Organism: Racocetra fulgida
Lineage: Eukaryota; Fungi; Glomeromycota; Glomeromycetes; Diversisporales; Gigasporaceae
Source: the annotation of a GenBank genome assembly